This is a messenger RNA of Guillardia theta CCMP2712, 1155 nucleotides long. RefSeq lists its product as hypothetical. Lineage: Eukaryota; Cryptophyceae; Pyrenomonadales; Geminigeraceae. Gene Ontology annotation, molecular function: nucleic acid binding; ATP binding; RNA helicase activity. The transcript has 6 exons. The record is from RefSeq and is a predicted model, not a curated record. The annotation marks the transcript as partial.
AAGAAACAUAGACCUGGCUCCUUCCCUGCCUUGGGGAUCGAGGAUUCGAUAGCCAAGGCUUUAAUGCAUGCAGGGUACAAGUUUCCGACGCCCGUGCAACGCAAAUCGAUUCCUGAACUCUUAUCCGGGGCUAAUGUUGUGAUGAUGGCUCGAACAGGAUCAGGCAAGACGGCCGCUUUCUUGGUUCCUCUGAUUCAGAGAAUUCGAGCAAUAAGUGACUCAAACUGGGCUCAGGGCAAAGUGAUUGGCAUACAAGGUCUUGUUCUGGUCCCAACUAGGGAACUUGCGUUGCAAACUUUCAAUUUUUUCAAGUCAUAUGCCAAGUACACGCAGUUGACUGCCUGCUUGAUCGUUGGUGGAGAAGCCUUGGAGCCGCAGUUCGCGGCACUAGCAACAAAUCCGAACGUGGUCAUCGCUACACCUGGACGAUUGCUGCAACUGUUGAACGAGGUCCGCACGUUCUCAUUGAAGGGAGUUCGGGUUUGCGUCCUUGACGAGGCUGAUCGCUUGUUCGAGACUUCCCUGAUACAGAGCGAGAGAGCGGUGAAGAAGAAACCUUUCAGGCAAAUGAUCUUGGUCAGUGCUACAAUGCCAAAGGAGCUCGCAGACUUUGCAUCAGCCGAUGUGCAAGAUCAUAUCCUGAUACGCCUAGAUACUGAUACUCUAAUGUCCGAAAGCCUCAAAGUCGGAUACUUUUAUGUCUUGGAUUACGAGAAACUUCCCGGACUUGCCUUCCUACUGAGCAAUAUUCUUGACACGACGGGUAAUACAACAUUACCAUGUCUCAUCUUCUGCGCCACAAGGCACAGCGUGGAACUUAUAACGCAGGUGCUGGGACACGCAGGCUUCCAGGUGGGAGGGCUCCAUGGGCACGCAGACAACGAGCAAAGGAAAAUUCUGGUCGAAGACUUUGCGAAGAAAAGACUUCAGGUUCUAGUCGUCACAGACCUUGCAGCACGUGGCAUUGAUAUCCCUCUCCUGGACUACGUCAUAAAUUUUGACUUUCCGAGUACUCCCAAGUUGUUCAUUCAUCGUUGCGGUCGUGCAGGCAGGGCAGGGAUGAUAGGCACCGUCUAUUCCCUCAUUACUCCAGAAGACCUUCCGCAUCUCAUCGAUGCAAAUCUUGUCCUUGGGCGGAAAAUGAGAACUACCCCU